UGUCCCCGUGACGAGGCAGCGCGGAGCGUCCGCCGGCCGGGCCCAUCCCGCCGCAGCGGCCCCGGGCCCAGGCAGGGGCGAGGCGGGCAGGGAGCGGCGCCGAGCGGGGCCCGGAGCGCGGCGAGAAUGGUGCUGGAAGGAAACCCUGAAGUGGGUUCCCCCCGAACCUCAGACCUCGGGCACCCCGGGAACAAGGGCUCUUGUGUCCUCUCAUCUGCGGGUGAAGACGCACAGCCCGGCGAGGAGCCCAUCAAGUAUGGCGAGCUCAUCGUCCUGGGAUGCUGUGAGGAAGGAGGUGAGGAAACCGAGGCUCAGAGAGGGGAAGUGACUGGCCCAAGGGCACACAGCUGCUACAACGGGUGUCUGGCAAGCGGAGACAAGGGCCGCCGGCGGAGCCGCCUGGCACUGAGCCGCCGGCCACAUGCCAACGGAGUAAAGCCGGAUGUCAUGCACCACAUCUCCACCCCGCUCGUCUCCAAGGCACUGAGUAACCGUGGCCAGCACAGCAUCUCGUACACGCUGUCCCGGAGCCACUCGGUCAUAGUGGAGUACACGCACGACAGCGACACGGACAUGUUCCAGAUUGGCCGCUCCACGGAGAACAUGAUUGACUUUGUGGUGACAGACACGUCCCCCGGAGGAGGGGCCGGGGAGGGCCCCUCGGCCCAGAGCACCAUCUCCCGCUACGCCUGCCGCAUCCUGUGUGACCGCCGCCAGCCCUAUACUGCCCGCAUCUAUGCCGCUGGCUUUGAUGCCUCCAGCAACAUCUUCCUUGGAGAGCGGGCGGCCAAAUGGCGGACACCUGAUGGCCUGAUGGACGGCCUGACCACCAAUGGGGUCCUGGUGAUGCACCCGGCGGGCGGCUUCUCCGAGGACUCGGCCCCAGGGGUCUGGCGGGAGAUCUCGGUCUGCGGGAAUGUGUACACGUUGCGCGACAGCCGCUCGGCACAGCAGCGGGGGAAGCUGGUGGAAAAGGAGUCCAAUGUGCUGCAGGAUGGCUCGCUCAUCGAUCUGUGCGGGGCCACGCUGCUGUGGCGGACGCCGGCAGGGCUCCUGCGGGCCCCCACGCUGAAGCAGCUGGAGGCCCAGCGGCAGGAGGCCAACGCGGCGCGGCCCCAGUGCCCCGUGGGCCUCAGCACCCUGGCCUUCCCCAGCCCGGCCCGCGGCCGCACGGCACCCGACAAGCAGCAGCCCUGGGUCUACGUCCGCUGCGGCCAUGUCCACGGCUACCACGGCUGGGGCUGCCGGCGGGAGCGGGGCCCCCAGGAGCGCGAGUGUCCGCUCUGCCGCCUUGUGGGGCCCUAUGUGCCGCUGUGGCUCGGCCAGGAGGCUGGCCUCUGCCUGGACCCCGGGCCGCCCAGCCACGCCUUCGCACCCUGCGGCCACGUCUGCUCUGAGAAGACUGCCCGCUACUGGGCCCAGACACCACUGCCCCACGGCACCCACGCUUUCCACGCCGCCUGCCCCUUUUGCGGGGCCUGGCUCACCGGCGAGCAUGGCUGCGUCCGCCUCAUUUUCCAGGGGCCACUGGACUAGGCUCUCCAGGGCCUCCUGCUGCUGCACCCGCCUGCCCACCCAGGGCAGCCACCUCCUGCAGCCCAGAGGACGCUCUGCAUGUGGGACUCGACCUGCUGGCAAGCGGCCACACCUGAUGGAUGUGUUGGAUGGGCUGUGCCCUCCCCCUUAACUCCGGCCCCCAAGGGGGUCCCCGAGAUCCCCACCCUAAUUGGACACACCAGCUCUGACCCAGGUCGAUGGAGGGAGGCCCACCCCAGGCCCCUGCCCCUUCCUGGGGCAUCCCACGUUUUGCCGCCUACACUGUGCCCCCUCCUGGGGGAGUGAAGGGGCCCAGGGGCCCCUGACCCCCAGCUUAGGCUGGCUGCACCCUGAGCCCGCCAACCCAGUUCCGGAUCUCCACCCUUCCUGCUGCUGCCCUGGGUUCCUCCGUAAACUGCGCUGCUCCGCUGCCCUCAAAUCCCGUGCGUCCUGCAUGCGUGCGAUGCCUCCAGUCCCAGAGCAGAGGUGGGUGGGCAGCGGGUUGCGCCCGGCACUUGCUGACACCCGCUGUGGGCAGGGCUCCAUGCCGAGUGGGCACUGGGAACAGGAACAAUCAGACCGAGUUCGCUGCCUGGUGGAGUUCAGUCUAGUGGAGGACAGACCACUUUGCCACAUGACAGCGUGGCUCCCUGGGUGCUGGAGUCGGAAUUUCUGGGGGCUGCAGAGCUGUUCUCCCUGGCUGGUGGAAAAGCCAGGGUUGGUGACCAGAGCUCAGCCCCUGUGGCUGAGUCAGAAUCCUCCAGGUCCACGAGGAUGGGAAGGGUGUUUGAGGCAGAAGGAAGAGCCUAUGCAAAGGCUCAGAUGCAAGAGGGAUUCAGAGUGUCUGCAGGUGGUGGAAAGAGGUUGGGGCCGUGCUGAUGGGGAAAGACGGUGGAUGGAGAAUUUUGAACCUCCUGGGGACAGCCUGGAGCCGAUGGAGGGAGGAGGCGGACUGAGGUCUUCAGAGCGUCAGCUGUGACACAAGGGCUACCGUUACUGAAUGCCCACCGUGCCCCGCACUGUGCUGAUGAUAAUAACUACGUUCAUUGAGCACUCACCUGGCGCCGCGUUCUGCUUCUCGGGCACGUUGUUUAAUCCUCACGGUGACCCAGCUGGGGAGGUGUUACUGUUUCUGUUUACAGGGAGAUUAAGGCACACGUCUGAAGUCACACAGAAAGUGGCCAAGCUGGGACUCAAAUGCACAGCUGCCAUCCUGGCCCCAGAGCCUGCCCUUUUCUUAGUGUGUGCCUCCCAUGAACAGGGGCAGGGGUGAGGCUGGAGAGUGGAUUUGUGGCCCCCCACCUGCUCAGUGCCCAGCCUUGUGAGGGGAGAUGUGAUCAGGUUGUUGCUUCCAGGACAUCACCCUGGCCACCGCAGGGAACCCAGUGGGGAGGCAGAGGUGGAUGUGGGAGCACUCCAGUUACAGUGCCCACACGUGCGCGCACACACACUAGGAAACCAGCUCUUACCUAGUUCUCUUUUCUGACCCUGAGAACCAGGUAGGGGAACUUUCCAGCAAGAAACCUCAGACAAGAGGAGAGACAGGCAGAGGCAGCACCUGUGGCCAAGCCUCAGCUCAGGGCACCAUCCUGGGCGCUGGGGAGCUCAGGGGUGCUGGUGGAGGGGAUCAGACAACCCCAGUCCUAGCCUAGCACUGCCCCUGUCCAGUUGGUGGAGCCUCAGUUUCCUCAAUUGUUAAAUGGGAAUAACAACACCUUCCUUACCAGGUGGUUGGUAAUGUAUGGAGUACACCUGUGAUACAGUAGGUGCCUGAAGCCAAGGCUGGGAAAGGUCCUGGGUAGAGUGCUCUGUGUGACUGUGGGGGGGACCGGGGGACAGUGUGGUAGAAGGCCUGAGUGGAGCUAGACCAGUUCAGAGACACCUAAGGAUCUCUGUGACCUUAGGGAAGUCAGUGAACCUUUCUUAGCCUCAGUUUACCCAUAUGUGUGAAGGGUAAAAUGGUUGUUGCAAGGAUUAAAUGAGAUCCUCCAUGUCAAGCUGCUGGCAUAGGACCUGACAGUAAAUGCUCAAAUUAGCUGUGAUCAUAGAAACAGGGCUUG
Molecule: messenger RNA, 3596 nt
Organism: Choloepus didactylus (southern two-toed sloth)
Lineage: Eukaryota; Metazoa; Chordata; Mammalia; Pilosa; Megalonychidae
Gene: PELI3
Product: pellino E3 ubiquitin protein ligase family member 3
Exons: 8
Coding region: 127-1536 (469 amino acids)
Biological process (GO): protein K63-linked ubiquitination; regulation of Toll signaling pathway
Molecular function (GO): ubiquitin protein ligase activity; protein binding
Source: RefSeq, a predicted model, not a curated record